AUGGCAACAUCACCACCACUUGCAACAUCAGAAAAAAACACAUCACAGAAAUAUCAGUUGUGUCGUUACCAGAGACCUGUUACAACCCGUCAUUGCAGUCGACACAGCCGCUGCCACCGCCGCCAACGACACACUGCUGCCGCAAUGACACAGCCGCCGCCAACGACACAGCCGCUGCUGCUCAACGACACACAACGACACCACGCCAACGAGCUGCCAACACACAGCCGCUGCCUGCGCCAACGACACCAACGACACAGCCGCUGCUGCUGCUGCCGCCAACGACACAUGCUGCGCCGCCAACGACACAGCCGCCGCCAACGACAGGCCUACCAACGACACAGCCGCAACGCGCCAACGACACACACUGACACAGCCGCUGCGCAACGACACUGCUCAACGACACACCGCCACGACACAGCCGCUGCUACUGCCGCCGCCAACGACACAGCCGCCAACGACACAGCCGCCGCCAACGACACAGCCCGACAGCCGCCAACGACACAGCCGCCGCCAACGACACAGCCACCGCCAACGACACAACUGACACAGCCGCAACGACACAGCCGCCGCCAACGACACAGCCACCGCCAACGACACACGCCAACCACACAACGACACAGCCGCCAACGACACAGCGCUGCACUGCCGCCGCCAACGACACCACCGCCAACGACACAGCCGCCGCCAACGACACAGCCACGCCAACGACACAGCCGCUGCUGCUGCCAACCACACCAACGACACACUGCUGCUGCCGCGCCAACGACACAGCUGCCGCGCCAACGACACAGCCGCCGCCAACACACACACAACGACACAGCCGCUGCUGCUGCCGCCAACGACACCAACGACACAGCCACCGCCAACGACACACUGCCGUCAACUACACAGCCGCCGCCAACGACACAGCCGCUGCUGCUGCCGCCAACGACACAGCCACCGCCAACGACACAGCCGCUGCUGCUGCUAACGACACCAACGACACAGCCGCUGCUGCUGCUGCAACGACACACACGCCACCACCAACGACACAGCCGCCAACGACACACUGCUGCUGCCGCCAACGACACCAACGACACAGCCGCCGCCAACGACACCAACGACACAGCCGCCGCCAACGACACAGCCGCUGCUGCCGCCGUUACAACCCGUCAUUGCAGUCGCAGCAACCGCUGCCGACACUGCCGCCGCCAACGACACAGCUGCUGCUGCCGCCGCCAACGACACAGCUGCUGCUGCCGCCGCCAACGACACAGCCGCCGCCGACACGCCGCUGCCGACACAGCCAACCACUACAAAAUUAAUUUCGCAGCAACCGCUGCCGACACUGCCGCCAACGACACAGCCGCCGCUGCUGCUGCCGCCAACGACACAGCCGCCGCUGCUGCCGCCAACGACACCAACGACACAGCCGCUGUCGCCGCUGCCACCGCCAACGACACAGCCGUUGCUGCUGCCGCCAACGACACAGCUGCCGCCGCCGCCAACCACAGCCGACAUAACCGCUGCCGCCGACACGCCGCCAACGACACAACCGCCACCGCCGACACAGCCGUCGCUGCUGAGCGCAACCAUUAG
Messenger RNA from Penaeus vannamei (Pacific white shrimp), 1581 nucleotides. The record is from RefSeq and is a predicted model, not a curated record. NCBI's taxonomy places the organism in Eukaryota, Metazoa, Arthropoda, Malacostraca, Decapoda, Penaeidae.